Molecule: messenger RNA, 3761 nt
Organism: Terrapene triunguis (Three-toed box turtle)
Lineage: Eukaryota; Metazoa; Chordata; Testudines; Emydidae
Gene: MAP3K21
Product: mitogen-activated protein kinase kinase kinase 21
Exons: 11
Biological process (GO): protein phosphorylation
Molecular function (GO): JUN kinase kinase kinase activity; ATP binding; protein binding
Source: RefSeq, a predicted model, not a curated record
AGGCCCCGUUGGGCUGGGUGUCUGGAGCCGCUCGGGCCGGGGCGGCGCGGCCGGUGCUGGCCCCAUGAAGCUGCGGGCAGAGGCGGAGCAGAGACCGGCCUGGGCCUGUCCCGCUGCCCCUCGCGGGCUUGGCCGCUUUACCGGUGGGUCGCCCCCGGCCGCUCAGCGGGGCCCGCCCCACCCCGCGCGCAGGUGCGGUUAGCGCGGCCGGCAGGUGAGGAUGAGUUUCCCCGGCGGCGUCUCCGGCUCUCCCGGAUGCCGCGGCUGAGGCUGCUGCGGCCCGUGCCCCGGCCCCUGCCAUGGCUCUGCUGGGCUCCGGGGCGGCGGCCGAGGGCUCCUCGGCGGGCGGCGGCGGCCCGUCCUGCCCGCUCUGGACCGCGCUGUACGAUUACGAGGCGAACGGGGAGGACGAGCUGAGCCUGCGGCGGGGCGACGUGGUCGAGGUGCUGUCCAAGGAUGCGGCCGUCUCGGGGGACGAUGGCUGGUGGGCGGGCAAAAUCCGCCACCGCCUCGGCAUCUUCCCGGCCAACUAUGUGACUUACCAGCCGGGCCGGUACCCGCCCCAGCACCGCCAGCAGGACAAGGGCGGGCGCCCGGCCCCGAGCCCGGCUCCGCAGGACUGGCGGGCCGGAGGCGGGGGAGACCAGCCAGGCUCCCUAGCCCAGAUUGACUUCCAGCAUCUGGAGCUGCAGGAGAUCAUUGGCGUGGGGGGCUUCGGCAAAGUGUAUCGGGCCACCUGGAGGGGCCAGGAAGUGGCGGUGAAAGCGGCCCGGCAGGACCCCGAUGAAGACAUCAUGGCCACAGCGGAGAGCGUGCGGCAGGAAGCCAAGCUGUUCUCCAUGUUGAAGCAUCCCAACAUCAUCGAGCUGCACGGAGUCUGCCUGCGGGAGCCCAACCUCUGCCUGGUGAUGGAGUUUGCGAGGGGAGGCUCCCUCAAUAGAGCCCUAGCAGGGGCAGCCACCACCGGCGGGGGAAGCCGUUGGGGCCGCCGCGUACCUCCGCACAUCCUGGUGAAUUGGGCAGUACAGAUAGCCCGCGGGAUGCUCUACCUGCACGAGGAAGCCAUCGUCCCCAUCCUACACCGAGACCUCAAAUCGAGCAAUAUUUUGUUACUUCAGAAGAUAGAACAUGAUGACAUUUGUAAUAAAACUUUGAAGAUUACAGACUUUGGCCUGGCUAGGGAAUGGCAUAGAACAACCAAAAUGAGUGCAGCAGGUACCUAUGCAUGGAUGGCACCUGAAGUUAUCAAGUCUUCCGUGUUUUCUAAAGGAAGUGAUAUCUGGAGUUACGGAGUGUUGCUGUGGGAACUGCUUACAGGAGAAGUUCCUUACCGUGGCAUUGAUGGUCUUGCUGUGGCUUACGGAGUAGCUGUCAAUAAGCUUACCUUGCCCAUUCCAUCCACCUGUCCUGAACCAUUUGCUAAACUAAUGAAAGAAUGCUGGGAGCAGGAUCCUCAUAUCCGACCAUCGUUUGCCUUAAUUCUUGAACAGCUUACUGCCAUUGAGGGGGCAGUUAUGACUGAGAUGCCUCAAGAAUCUUUCCACUCCAUGCAAGAUGACUGGAAAUUGGAAAUUCAGCAGAUAUUCAGUGAACUACGGACCAAGGAAAAAGAGCUGCGAUCACGGGAAGAAGAGCUGACAAGGGCUGCUCUUCAGCAGAAAUCUCAGGAAGAAUUACUAAAGCGACGUGAGCAGCAGUUAGCGGAACGCGAGAUUGAUGUACUGGAGCGUGAGCUGAAUAUUUUGAUAUUCCAGUUAAAUCAAGAGAAGCCCAAUGUGAAGAAGAGGAAGGGAAAGUUUAAAAGGAGCCGGUUAAAACUUAAAGAUGGACAUAGAAUUAGUUUGCCUUCAGAUUUCCAGCACAAAAUAACAGUGCAAGCUUCCCCUAAUUUGGAUAAACGAAGAAGCUUAAACAGUAACAGCUCUAGUCCACCAAAUAGCCCUACAAUAAUUCCUCGUCUUCGAGCUAUACAGCUAACCUCAGAUGAAAGCAACAGAACCUGGGGAAGAAGCACAGCUUGUCACCAAGAAGAAUUUGAAGACGUGAAGAAAAGCUUUAAAAAGAAAGGUUGCACAUGGGGACCAAGCUCAGUUCAAACAAAGGAACGUGCAGAUUGUAAGGAGAGAAUAAGACCUCUCUCCGAUGGCAACAAUCCUUGGUCAACUAUUUUAAUGAAAAGUCAGAAAGGUGUUCCAUUAGCCUCCCUGUUUGUGGACCAAGAUGUUUGUACAGAGCAGAGACUUUUCCCUGAAGGCUUGGAUGCAAAAAGACCAAAGCAAAUGAAGUUGCCAAAUCAGGCUUAUAUUGAUCUACCUCUUUGGAAGGAUGAUCAGGGAGAAAACACUAUAGAACAUGAAAGCUUUGAAGAAGGAACCUCUGCUAGUUCUGCAAAUAGUACUCCACAAAUGACUCCUACAAACAGUCUCAAUAGAACACUGCAGAAAAAGAAAACUGACUCUAUAUUGUAUGGAUGUGCUGUUCUCCUUGCAUCUGUAGCUUUGGGCUUGGAUAUUAGAGAGCUAAACAAAUCACAGGUUCCAGACGAACUGUUGCCAAAGGAGGAGAAGAAGAAGCGGGACAGAAUAUUUCAGCGUGCUUCAAAGUUUCGCAGGAGUGCAAGUCCUACAAGAUUGCAGUCCAAAAAAGAGGAAACCCAUAUUCCAUCUCUAAGUCCAUCUGCAAAUACUGUGAAUCUUCUCUCUAUGCCUUCCCUUUCCACCAAAUGCUUGCUUCAGUCUGACAGUGAAGAUGCGUUUGUAAGCAUCACUCCCAGUGAUUGUGACACAGGCAUUCCCAUUGAGGCCUUUUCAUCUGAAACUUCGGCAACUAAGACGGGGGAACAAAGGGUAAAGCCGGUGCUUGACACUGAUCCUGCGAUGUUAAAGAAUCAGUCUCCUAUUCUUCCUCUGAAACAAGAAUCUGAAAAAGUGCCAAAUGACUCUUCAUCAAAAUUGAGACAAUUGGGUCACAGACGAACCAUGUCAGAUGGAAAUACUUUCCAGACUACAUGUGGGUAACAUAGAAUAUCAGAGAGAUAUAGCGGGUCUAUACCUCUCCUCCCCCUCCCCCCCCCCGACAUGCACCAUGACCCGUCACCUGAAAAGCAAAGAGCUGUCAAUAUUAUAUCAAGGCCUCGACCUUCUUCUCUAAGAAGCAGAAUAGAUCCAUGGCAAGUUCUUCCACAAAGUAUAAAGCCAGACUCUACAGAAGUGGACUAUUUAGAGAGUUAUGUAGGUCCCAAUGUUAACUUUGUACCAGAUACUGAGGAGAGAACUAAAUCCCACAUUCCCUCAUUACUUGAUAUUGAUGUGGAAGGUCAAAACAGAGACUGCACAGUGCCUUUGUGUAGAAUGAAGAACAAAACUUGUCGGCCAUCUAUAUAUGAACUGGAGAGAGAAUUUUUGUCUUAAGUGCCUGGCAUUUUUAAAGUAUUUCCUUUUUUAAGGAGAAGAGAAAAAUGUAAAUUCUUUUGUACAUCUAAUAUUUCAUGCUACUGUUUUCUAAAAUACUGUGGCCAAUACUACCAAAAUUUUUGUAAUGGGCAGCUAAUUUUGUACAAUGUAUAACAAGGGGCCUAUCUUGAAUUUUUACUGGAAUCCCAUCUAGUAACCUUAAAAGCACAAUGCUGGACAACAGUAUUCUGGACAUACAUCUCUAAGCACACUUUGAAUUGCUAAAUUAACUUGUCCAAUUACCUCCCACAAAAUCUCACCUUUUCUCUGCUAGAGCUCUUGCUUUUUGGUGUGUUUUUUUUUGUUUGU